Messenger RNA from Caenorhabditis angaria, 1385 nucleotides. The record is from the annotation of a GenBank genome assembly. NCBI's taxonomy places the organism in Eukaryota, Metazoa, Nematoda, Chromadorea, Rhabditida, Rhabditidae.
AUGAUCAAUAAACAGUCACCGCAACCUCAGGAGACUCGUUGGCAUUAUUUAGGACCGGAUAACGAAAUGUACGGUAAGUAUUUUCACUGAAUUCCAAACGAAGCAUCCAUGCUGAAAAAAGUAUCGUAUUUUCAGGGCCAUACACUUCAAAGGAUAUGUUGUUUUGGUUACAAUCGGGUUAUUUCACGGAAAGUUUGCAGCUAAGAACAGAAAAUGAGACACAAUAUCAUUCGUUGGGCGAAUGGAAUAGUUUAUUGGGAACUGUGAGUUUUUCAUUAGAAAUUCCGAGGAAAAUAUCACAUUUCUUGAUGAAUCGGCGUUUAUUCGUUUACACAGCCAAAUGAAGUGCUGAAUAUCAUUUUCCGGAUGUUGAUUUUUCUCCUCGUGAUUGUUUUUUUGGUCUCAUAUAAAAAAUAAAAACAAAAAAUCUGAAUUACACAGUUUCUAAGAUUAAUAAAUGAAUUUGCAGCAUCCAUUCAAUAUGCCAAUUUAUUCAAUGGAAUCCCUCAUGUCUCAAAUUCACCAAAUCCGUCCACCACAACCACAAAUGAUGAUAAUGCCACCUGGAAUAGCUCCACCAUAUCCACCACCACAACUUCGUUAUCCAAAUUUCAUGCCAAUGGCACCAAUUCAACAAAUCCAUCAGAUGAAUGGUAUCGGACCGAACGGACCACAACAACAAACUUUGCAUCAAUUACAUUCUCAGCCACCAUCAGAGCCAAUUGAUGCUGGAAGUUUGUCACAUACACCGGAUUCCGAAAAUGAUGUGAGUGGUUUUCACGUAAAAUUAUUUUCAAUCCAAGUCGAAUCUCGAUAUUUUUCCAGAUCCGCACACAUGAAAAAUCGAUGAAACAAAAACAUACAAACGCAUGGUUUGCGGAAUUGGGUCUCCGUGCGGUUAGUUUUUUUUUUUCUACAAAAAAAAUUAUGAGUCAAAUUGUUGUCGAAUUUCUUCGAAGUCGCAUUCUUGUACCCCAAAAGUUAACAUUUUGAAAUUUCAAGAGCACAUGAUUUUUUAAAUAGCCGAGCACUAAAAAGUCUUGUUAUCAAGUAGCUGAGCCUAGUGAAUAUUAUUGUCUAGGGACCGCGCCUUGAGAGCUUCUCUGUCAAGUAGCCAAGUCUAGAAAGCGUAGUUCACAGAAAGUCACUCUAAAGAAAUUCCAACUUGAUUUUUUUCCAGAAUUUGCCACAAGUUACAAGUGUUUCAACAGAAACUGAUGUUGUCAGCACAAAGGAUUCGGCAUGUCAAACUGAAGCCAUUCAUGUAAGUUUUGUCUAGAGAUAUUUUCCAAACUUAAAUAAUUUUCAUUUUUCAGAUCAAUCCAAAAGCGGCAUCGCGUAUUCUUAGUGAGCUUUUUGGUCAAACAGUUGUCAUUAAAAACUAG